Molecule: messenger RNA, 2882 nt
Organism: Sinocyclocheilus anshuiensis
Lineage: Eukaryota; Metazoa; Chordata; Actinopteri; Cypriniformes; Cyprinidae
Product: centrosomal protein of 55 kDa-like
Exons: 9
Coding region: 133-1452 (439 amino acids)
Biological process (GO): mitotic cytokinesis; establishment of protein localization; regulation of phosphatidylinositol 3-kinase/protein kinase B signal transduction
Cellular component (GO): midbody
Source: RefSeq, a predicted model, not a curated record
UAUGACGCAGGACGCGCCGUAUUUAAACUUGUUUUCAUUAUCACGGAAGUGAAACAGGACCGUUUUCACAGGCUGAUGUUGAUAUACUUCCACACUUAGGCGCUCAUUCUUGUCACCUCACUCAGUCCAGACAUGGCGGCGAAGGGGGCCAAGGAGACUAUCGUGAAUAAACUGGGCUUUAAAAGCAGCAGCUCCAAACCAGUGGAGAUGGAGCUCGAGAAACUGAAGAGAGAGAAUCAGCAGCUGAAGAAAAGCCUGGAGGACACGAAGAGAGCUGGAAGACAGCCAAACACACAUCCAGACUCGGACAAAGCCAAACUCCUGGAGAGGAUCUUGGCCCUGGAGACGCUGAGGGAGAGGAGCUCGCAGCAGCUGCUGGGGAAGGAGCAGGAGAUCUCCAGCCUCAGACAGCAGCUGCGUGCCGCUCACGGGGACGUGGUGUCUUCACUGCAGAGCCAGCUGGAGCAGAAACAACAGGAGGCCCAACAGAGAGAGACACAGUUUCAGGCUCUCUCGAAGGAGACCGAAGACCUGAAAAACAAGUAUUGUGCUGUUUCUGAGAGGUGUGACACACUUGAGAAGCAAAAGGUUCCGUCUGGUGAGCUUGCGGGGGUUCAGGAGCAGUUGCGAGACGCUCUGGAGAAGAACCAUAACUGGCUUGUGUAUGACCAGCAGCGGGAGGCCUACGUUCAGGGCUUUUUGGCCAGGACAAAAGAGUUAGAGACGCAGCUAAAUGAAGCGAAUCAAGCACUCCAACAACAGCACAAAGAAGCCAAUUCAGAUUGCCAGUCCGGACAGGUGGCUCAGCGUGAGCUGGAGACCGAACGCGCCCAAUUCAGCCGAAUCCAGACAGAACUGGAGGAUCUGAGAGGAAGGUAUGAGGAGAAGAGCAGGGAAGCGGCUCAGGCCCGGGAGCAGCUCUUGGAGGAGAGGAAGCGCAAGCGGGAGGCUUUGCAGGAGAGGAGGCGUUCAGCAGAGCGAACCACUCGACUGCAGGGAGAGCUGGAGGAGGAGAGGAAGAGGGUGGCCGAACUACUGAUGCAGGUGAAUCUACUGCAGAAAUCCCUGAUGAAUCAGCAGGAGGAGAAGAAAAGAAUCGCUAUUUUGGAACAACAGAUCCAGUUGCCGGCCAAAGAAUUUGAAAGUGAUAAACUGGACCGUCAAACUCUACAGCACCAGCUGCAGAAAGUUUUGAAAGAGCUUCGUAAGGCCAGAGACCAGAUUACACGCCUGGAGUCUGCCAAACAGCAGAGAGAGUCUCGCUUCUCUGAGCCCAGCUCCUAUAACAGGAUGGAUUUUGAAAGACUUACUAUUCAAGAUCAAACCACAUCUCCAUCUAAAGUCCAUAACAUACUAGAUGAGAGUAUCCUGGAGUGUCCAAACUGUGGCGCUUCAUAUCCCACCAGCCAGCACAGAGAGCUGCUAGCCCACCUCGACUACUGCUUCAGCUAAAAAACACGCUUUGUGCUAAAACUUCUUUGUUUAGGGCACUUUUUAUUGUAGCCACCAUUCCAAAGAAAUGUUUCAGUAUUUUUUAUUUUUAAAGAUUUAUUUUUGGCAUUUUUAUUUUGAUAGGACGGUAUAGCAGUGACAGGAAGCGAAGUAGGAGAGAGAGAGAGAGGGGGAUGGGACUCGAACUCGGGACGCCCGGAGCGCAACGGCACUAUAUGGUGGCGCGCUGCCCACUAGGCUAUUGGCGCCGACGAUGUUUCAGUAUUUUUAUAUUAACAAGUGUUUUAUUAUUAUUUUGAAGAACAAAUAUAAGUAGUCAAAUAAAAAAAGUUUGAAGGAUCUUUACUAGAAUAUUCAUAGAAGUAGCGGUUUACAUGGGGGAUAUUUAAAAAAUAUUUUAAUUUAUGAAUUUUAAAAAAUGAAUGUUUUUUUCCCGCUUAGUUCUCUUUUGGUGACAAGGUUGAUCUUUUAUUUGCAGUUUUCUUACAUACAAUAAAUAAAGCAAUAUUUAGCUUCUUUUUUUUUUUUUUUCAAUCAGUGUUGUACCUAAAAAUAAGGUUAUUUACAGAGUCCUUCACUGAAUUGUGUACUCCACUUGAAUGAAUAAAUGGAAAAAGACAGUGUGGUUUGUUUCCUAGUUUGCCCUUGUAUCCUCAUGAUACCUCUGAAGUGUUAGAUGUCUGGGAGCCACUCAUUAGCAUCCGUCAGUACUUACUUUGCAAACCAAAUCUGUCUUGAAUUAGACUGCAUGUGUAAAUCCUGCAUUAAACUAUUUAAAGAUGGGAUUAAGUGAAGCACAGUAGCCGGAGGAGAACGGGUCUAAUUCUAGGGAAGUGCCAUGCAUUAUUUUACCACCAGGCAAACGAUAUGAGAGAAAAACUGGUCCAAAUAAUUUUGUAGAAUCCUUCCAAUGUCCUACUGAGGUUAUUUACACUCUUCCGUUGACAUAUUUACAUAACAUGAAAUUUCAAGACUAAAUGGUGCUUUUAUUUUUAGUGCAUAUAUCAAAAAUGUAAUCUGAUUUCUUGAAAAUAUGAAAUCAUUUGUAUUAUUUUCUAUAUAUUUAUAGUAUGCAUUAUAUAACUUGUUUAAUCUAAACUAUUUAAUUUUAUAACCUGAUUUUAGUGAUAUAAAUCUUAACUAUAUAAAUAUAAUUCCUGCUUUUAUAUAUAUUAAAAAUGAAUUUUUUUUAAUGAUGUUUCUAAUUAGAAUGCAAAUUAACAGAAGUUUAUAAAUAUUGUACAUAAAUAUAUAGAUGUACCUGUAUAUAAUAUAAACGUGUUUAUUACAUUUUGAAGGAAGGUUAAUAAUGGCAGUGGCUGAUUGGCUGAAUGUGGUUAUUUCCUCAGACUGAUAUAUAAUCUGUGUGCUGACAGCAGUUACUCUGUAUCAUGGUCCAAGUUGCACAAAGUGUUUGUUAGUAGAUCUGU